Messenger RNA from Cokeromyces recurvatus, 1217 nucleotides. RefSeq lists its product as uncharacterized. The record is from RefSeq and is a predicted model, not a curated record. The coding region runs from base 28 to 1212 and encodes 394 amino acids. NCBI's taxonomy places the organism in Eukaryota, Fungi, Mucoromycota, Mucoromycetes, Mucorales, Mucoraceae. The transcript is spliced from 4 exons.
UUUUUUUUUUAUCUUUCUUUCUUUCUUAUGACACAAACUAAAAUACAAGUUUUUUAUUCUGACGAUGAACUCUUACAUAAUCCUACAAUGGAAUUAACAAGCGGUGAAUGGAAGCCUUAUGUUGAGUCUCCUGAAAGGCUGAAAUCAAUUAAAGCAUUUAUUGACAGUCAUCCUUCAGAUUUUGAGAUAGUGAGCCCCUUUGAUUAUUCAAUAAACCCCAUCUUGGAUAUCCACCGUCAUGAUUAUAUUCAAUUUUUAAAAACUAUUUAUAAGGAUUGGAUAGAGAUGGGUUUACCUAAGGAUGCUUGUAUGGGUGAUACAUUUGCAAAGUCAUCCUUUACAAGUCAUCUAGACGAUUCAAUCAUUCGAGAAAAUGCAAACAAGAGCUGUGAAGGUAAAAUGGGUUAUUAUCUUGGUGAUAUGUCGGUCUCUUUUGUUAAAGAUACUUGGAGUGCUGUUUAUGCUUCUGCUCAAAUUAUUCUGUCUGCUGCCCAUAGACUUGUAGAAACAAAUAAACCCGUGUAUGCAUUAUGUAGACCACCUGGACAUCAUGCUUCACAUUAUACAGCUGCUGGCUAUUGCUUUAUUAAUAAUGUCGCUGUUGCUACUCGAUUUUUACAAAAUUAUAGCCCGGAAGAUAUGAAGAAGAUGAAAAGACCUUAUCAUAAAGUGGCAGUAAAUCAUCCAGAUAUGAUCCUGACACGAAUGAAUAACGACAAGAAAAGAAUUUUAAUUAUAGAUAUCGAUUUUCAUCAUGGUAAUGGUACACAGAGUAUCUUUUAUCAUGACCCCUCUGUAUUCUAUAUCUCACUUCAUGGAUAUCCCAACUAUCCUUACUUUACUGGAUCAACUCAAGAGAUAGGUAAAGGCCCUGGAGAAGGUUAUAACAUCAAUGUUCCUCUUGAUCCAAACACAACUACAGAUGCUAUUUAUUUAUCUCAUUUAGAUAUCGUUUUAAAUGACACCAAAGUGAUUAAUUUUGAUGCCCAAAUCGUGAUUGUCUCCAUGGGUUUAGAUACAUGGCAUGAAGAUCCUAUUGCCGGCUUAAAGGGACUUCAAAAUAAGGAUACUUAUAAUAAAAUUGGCUCUAAAAUAAAGACUUCAAAAAGCACUAAAAAUCGAUCUGUUCUAUUUGUGCAAGAAGGAGGAUAUACGAUGAGUGUAUUGGGUGAAUUAGCUGGUAGAGUUUUGCAGGGAUAUCUUCAAGCAUAAAAUAG